UUCAACUCAAAUUUCCGGUGCUCGCAAAUGAUCUGCAGAAGAGAGUCGGUAGUGUGAUUGUGUAAAUAAAGCAGCCUUAGUAAUGCAAUAGAACGAUAAUUAUUUCAAUUUUCAACCGUAAUAACUGAAUCAGGCACCGCCGAAACGCAAGGGAAUCGGGAACUGACUUGCGCAAAGAUCCAAUGACAGAUCCGAAUCUGUAUCUCCAGGAAUCGGGUUGGGAGGAACUCAGAAAGGAGGCACGUAAGAUCGAGGGCGAUCUCGAAGUUAAGCUCUCGUCGUAUGCUAAGCUCGGCGCCAGGUUCACCCAAGGAGGUUAUGUGGAUAGUGGAUCACCAACAAUUGGGUCUGGCAGGUCCUGGAAGUCCAUGGAAAUGGAAAUCCAGUCAUUGCUGGAGAAGCUGCUAGACACAAAUGAUGCAAUGAGUAGAUGUGCUGCAUCUGGUGCACCAACUACUUCAGUAACGCAGAAGCUAGCUAGGCACAGAGACAUAUUUCAUGAGUUUACGCAGGAAUUUAGAAGAAUCAAGGGAAACAUAAACUCAAUGAGGGAACAUGCAGAGCUUCUCAGUUCUGUUAGGGAGGAUAUUAGUGAGUACAAGGCGUCUGGGAGUAUGUCACCAAGAAUGCAGUUAUUACGGGAAAGAGCUUCCAUCCAUGGAAGCAUAGCUCACAUAGAUGAUGUAAUUGGUCAAGCUCAAUCGACAAGAGCUGUCUUGGGCUCGCAAAGGGCUUUGUUUGGAGAUGUUCAGGGAAAAGUGAAGGCUUUGAGUGAUAAGUUCCCCAUUAUUCGAGGCUUACUUGGUUCCAUCAGAAGGAGGCGUUCAAGAGACACCCUAAUUCUGUCUGCAGUUAUUGCCGCUUGUACGUUGUUUCUUAUCAUCUAUUGGCUAUCAAAAUAACAAAAGAUGUGAUUUACAUAUGGAUCUAUAAUGAUGGUGUUUUUCCAUAGGAAUUUUGCAUAUGUAUUAUUUUUUUAAAACAAA
Messenger RNA from Pistacia vera, 986 nucleotides. Its product is annotated as Golgi SNAP receptor complex member 1-2. NCBI's taxonomy places the organism in Eukaryota, Viridiplantae, Streptophyta, Magnoliopsida, Sapindales, Anacardiaceae. The record is from RefSeq and is a predicted model, not a curated record. Gene Ontology annotation, molecular function: SNAP receptor activity. Gene Ontology annotation, biological process: endoplasmic reticulum to Golgi vesicle-mediated transport; vesicle fusion. Gene Ontology annotation, cellular component: cis-Golgi network; Golgi medial cisterna; SNARE complex. The transcript has 6 exons. The coding region runs from base 183 to 902 and encodes 239 amino acids.